CAGUUGAAGACCUCGAGGGACAUCUACACAUAAGCUGUUGUCGUCAUCGUUGAGGCGACUACCCAUUGGAGGUUGUAGAGAGAAUAAUAUCCCAACAUCUUCCAAAACACAUUUCUUGCAUUCAUACUGUGCAGGCGUUGUGUGACAGAGAUGGGCAUGCCAUUACUUGAGCUUCUGUGUCAUGCCCAAAUAGUCGUGGCAUUAGUUAAGGUCGUCGUAGCGUCUCUGUGUGAACCAACGGAGCUGGUAUUUACACCUCUGUCUGACUACGUUGAUAAGAAGCCGACCACAGGCAUCAAGGCCCAGAAACAGGUGGCCAACCGUUUGAUGUGUCUCUACGCCUGUUUCGGCGUCAACUACACACGUUCUGUUUUCUACACUGAAUCCACAAGCAACUGUUACUGCUGCAACGAACCUCCAUUGUCCCUGAAUCUAGAGAUUGGAGCAGGGACUACAUGUCUGCAAAACGCCGGUUAUGUUGAAACCUGGAUGACGACGGUGAUUGAUGUGUCGUCGCAAUUCCUUAACACUGAUCCACGGUUCCUAGCAACACAGAUGCUUGGGCCUUCUGAUGUCUACCCAAAUUAUGGCGAUAUACAGGGGACAUGGUGUGCCAAUUUCAUUGAUGAUAAACAGUGGAUAGCGGUGGGCAUCUCGGAACCAAUGUUCGUAGAUCAAGUGUACAUUUACGAAACCUUUCAUGCUGGCGGCCUUCAGAACCUGUCUGUGCGAGAUACGUCCAACACAUGGCACCUGGUCUGGGCAACACCACAGAUUACGGACAUCCCACAAAGCAGGAUCUUUGCGCCAGAGUUCCAGUCACCUUCAUUCAAAGUGACUGGGUUCCGUCUUCAUGUAGACAUGACUGUGGCUAGUGGCUGGGUGCAGCUGGAUGCGAUGCUGGCAGUGGGUCGGAAAUAAGGCACACUGAGAGACCCUAGUGCAACCGCAGAAACAUGGAAUCGAUAUUGUUUGCAACAACCCCAAAUGAUGACAAAAUGCAUCAGUAAACAAACCUUGCAAACAAACCCAAACCGACCGUGCAGUUUUUGAAUGCUGAUAUUACUUGAAACAAAACACUUUUAGCAGGUUGUCACCGUCCAGGUAUCGCACUGAAACAUUUCCCUGUUGAGAAAAUAGGGAACGUUGCAUGGAUUAUCAAGACAAAUGCAGGUCUUUGCAUUCAGCGAGGUUACAUCAAGGUUCUCUCUCUGAGGUAGUCCAUCGACGCUGAAGGUUAUGUAAAAUGCUGUUACAAUCGAUAAUUGAACAAUGUACAUUUGUUUACGUACGUUACUUGACCUUCUGUUUGUCUUUUUUGUAUCCCUGCACAUGUAACUGAAGCUUCAGAUCUUCUUUAAGAAUAAACGUUUUCAAUUGAA
Molecule: messenger RNA, 1382 nt
Organism: Haliotis rubra (blacklip abalone)
Lineage: Eukaryota; Metazoa; Mollusca; Gastropoda; Lepetellida; Haliotidae
Exons: 5
Coding region: 151-921 (256 amino acids)
Source: RefSeq, a predicted model, not a curated record